Gaeumannomyces tritici R3-111a-1 is the source of this 2142-nucleotide messenger RNA. RefSeq names its product glycoprotease pgp1. Gene Ontology annotation, cellular component: mitochondrion. Bases 75 to 1931 code for a protein of 618 amino acids. The transcript has a single exon. NCBI's taxonomy places the organism in Eukaryota, Fungi, Ascomycota, Sordariomycetes, Magnaporthales, Magnaporthaceae. Gene Ontology annotation, biological process: mitochondrial tRNA threonylcarbamoyladenosine modification. The record is from RefSeq and is a predicted model, not a curated record.
CCCUAGCCUGGACAUCAAACGACGAUGCCAUGACUGCACUCUCUCCCUUCUUUUGAUUUUCCCCCAUCCUCUCCAUGCCCUCGCUCCGUCUCUGCGGGCUCCGCCUGGCCGUCCUGGCCCCAGCCCGGUCAGGGGCAGCAGCACACCUGCAGCCUCCCGUCCGCCGCUCGCAGACGACGCGCCUCUCAUCCGUCACCGCCAAGAACACAAGGGAUGACAGACCGCCAAGCCCUGUGACAACCCACCCGGGAGGGGCAGGGACGCAGAGCACCGAGACCCGCGCCGCGCUGCCCCUCUUGACGCUGGCCAUCGAGACGUCAUGCGACGACGCCUGCGUGGCCGUCAUGGAGAAGCAGGGCGGCGCGGCCCGCUUGCUCUUCCACGAGCGCGCGACGGCCGACUGCCGCCGCUUCGGUGGCAUCCAGCCCGCCGUGGCCGUGGCGUCGCACACGGCCCGCCUCCCGGGCCUGGUCGAGAAGGCUCUGGGGCACCUGCCGCCGCCGCCGCCGCCGCCGCCGCCGCCGCCGCCGCCCGACCCGUUAGCGGGGGUACAGCCGGCGAGGACGUUCCGCCACGCCGGAGACGGGCUCACCCGCCGGGUCCCCGACUUCGUCAGCGUCACGCGCGGGCCCGGCAUCCCGACCGCCCUGGCCGUGGGGCUCAACCUGGCCAAGGGCCUGGCGGCGGCGUGGCAGGUGCCGCUGGUCGGCGUGCACCACAUGCAGGCCCACGCCCUGACGCCGCGUCUGGUCUCGGCCCUGGCCAACAGCGAGUGCCCGUCCUCCUCCGCCGCUGCCAUCUCGCCCGCCUUCCCUUUCCUGACGCUGCUUGUGUCGGGCGGGCACACGCUGCUCGUGCGCAGCGGCUCCCUCGCCGACCACCGCGUCCUCGCGCAGGCGCACAACAUCGCCAUCGGCGACUGCCUAGACAAGGCCGCGCGCGCCAUCCUGCCGCCGGCGUGGCUGCCCGCCGAGUGGGUCGAGAAGCAGCGGCUGCUCCCGGAGGAGGAGGAGGAGGAGUCACGAAGCCGACAUCAUCAUCAGCAGCACCCCGGGAUCGAGGGCAAGAGCUUCGGCGAGCUGCUCGAGCGGUUCGCCUUCCCCGACGGGCCGGCCGGCUACAACCACCCGGACGGCGAUUGCUACUACCGGCCGCCCGCCAGCCGCGCCGAGGAGCUCCGCACGCUCCGCCACAGGCGGCCCGCGCCCAACGGCGUCGGCCUGGGCGACACGUACGCGUGGGCUCUGUCGCCUCCGGGGGGCGAAGGGAAGAAGAUGGAGUUUAACUUUUCCGGCUUCCUGGGCUCCGUCAUCGCCGUCGUGCAGAAGCGCACGCAGGAGGGGAGGGAUCUGCUGCUGGCCAGGGCCUCUGACGCACCGACGGCUGCUACGCCCGCCGCCGGGCCCCCUUCUCCAGAACACGUGGCCUCCCAUGCGGAAUCUCCCUCGGCUGCUUCCUCCACAGACCCGUCGCACGCGGCAUUCUGCAACGCCGAGCGCCGCGCCCUGGCCCGCGAGGUGAUGCGGCUCCUGUUCGAGAACCUGGGCUCGCGCGCCAUCAUGGCGCUGCAGGAGGAGCGGCGCGCCCUGGCCGAGGCGACUGCAACUACGACCACGACUACGACCACGACGACGCAGACGCUCGUCGUGUCGGGCGGGGUCGCGAGCAACAGCUUCCUGCGCCACGUGCUGCGCGCCAUGCUGGACGCGCGCGGCUUCGGCCACGUCGGCGUCGUCGCGCCGCCGGCGUGCCUCUGCACCGACAACGCCGCCAUGGUCGCCUGGGCCGGCGUCGAGAUGUACGAGCGCGGCUGGACGACCGACGGCGCCGUGCUGGCCCUCAAGGAGUGGGGGCUCGACCCGGACGGGCCCGACGGCGGCGUCAUGGGACCUCCCGGAUGGGUCCGCUUGGGGACGGAGGAGGAGGCCUGAUGGUGACUGACGGGCUCGGGGGGCUUUACAGGGGCUUUUUUUCUUUUCCUUUUUGGUGUGUGUAAGAUAUAGGUGUUCAACAUGGACAUUAUGGGAUGUGUCGGACAAGUAAAGCCCGCCAUCUUCUGUAGGAGCACUACCGACCGUAUGUGGUGGUGUCAUGUAUUAUAGAUAAAUACCCAGAUAAAAGCACCCCGUCAUUUGAUUGUCG